AAAUAAUAAAUAAAAUGGCUUGUCACUGGAAGAUUAUUGCUUUAUUUAUUAUACUUAGCGUUUUCAACUGCCAAGCCGAAGUGUACAAAGCAGCCACCGGUGACAUAGAUAUUACGGCAAACUCAGAAACGAACAAGAUAAUAAUGGAAAAAGGAAUGAAAAUCAUUGUUUCACUCACGGACGUGACACUUGGAUCAGGAGCUUCUCUGAAGCUAAGAGACGGCAAAUCUGGAGAAGAACGCUUAUACAAGAAGUUUGGGUGGUACAUCUACAGGCAGAACAGGAAUGGAUCGCCAACAAAAGCAAUUCUUCCUAUCGUCAUGGAAACGCAGACCAGGAAGCUGAUCAUUAUAAAGAAGGGAGCAGGAACAGUUGUUGCUCAUUACACAAGUUUUUCGGACAGCUCGCCUACGUCUUGCCACAAGGAGGAUAUUCAUAACACCUACAGCAAUGAAUUGAGAGUUGAGUGCGAUUCGGAUGAUUUAAGCCCUGUUGCUUCACAAUGUGACGUCACGCUUCAAUGCUCUGACAUCUAUCAGCAGUACAGCAAAAAUUUAACCUGUGAAAACGGUCACUGGGAGGGUAUGAUUCAAUGCCAGCCGAAGAAGAAUUUAUUAAAAAAAUGUUCCUACGAUUUUGAUGAAUACACGGAAGAUGAACGUUGCCCUUAUUCAACAGCAGAAGUUGCGCAUUAUUACAUGGAUGUAGAAGGAGUCAAUGUUUUCGAACCCGGCCUAGGUAGAGCUCCAAGCCACAAGAUAAAUUGCUACAGAACAUGCGCUCACAAUGCCAGAGGAGAGAGAAUCGUGAAUUGUGGAAACCGUAAUGAUAAGAGACAAUACAUGCUGUGUGUAAUCUGCCGCAUCAUGUACGGUUGCAGCUCAAACGUCGUCGUUUUCUGAGGUCGAUGACAACGAAUCAAAAUUGAUUGUAACAUAUUGGACCAUUUUUGUAAAUAAAUAAAAGAAGU
Messenger RNA from Styela clava, 970 nucleotides. RefSeq lists its product as uncharacterized. Lineage: Eukaryota; Metazoa; Chordata; Ascidiacea; Stolidobranchia; Styelidae. The record is from RefSeq and is a predicted model, not a curated record.